CUCAUACGAAGGACAGCUCUCGGAGCGAAAUUUUGAAUUGUAUAAAAAAAAAACGGACAAGAAUCGCCAUUGUUUGAAUGAGUACAGAUAGACAGGGAAAUGUAGGUCAGUAUCAGAAAAAAUGGAGAACCAAUGGAGUAAAAGUGAAACGAGCAAUGGAAUUCCAUAUUAUAUCAACCAUUACAGUGAGGUCACGCAAUGGGAUCACCCAGAUCUUGUGUCGGCCAUGUCCAGUUUGAGCACAAUGGACAACAUUCAGUUUGGUGCAUACAGAACUGCUGCUAAGCUUAGAAUGCUACAAAAAGUAUUACACAUGGACGUGGUUAACUUGAUCACUGUUAGGAUGGCUUUUGAGCUCCAUGGAUACAGUCGCCAUAACGACAGCGUCAUGGAUGCCAUCCAGCUCUACAACAUCAUCAACGAGAUGUAUCACAUGACCAAGGUCCGUGGACGGAGCACGCUUAGAGUGAAUCGAUGCAGUGAUCUGCUUCUUAACUGGCUACUCAAUUUAUUUGAUGUCCAAAGGACAGGUUGUAUAAGAGUUCUACCUGUCAAGUUGGGUAUUGCGAUCAUUUGCUCUGCAAGGAUAACAGAUAAAUACAGAUAUUUCCAAGACCUCCUCGCUAAUAGAAUAGGCAGUAUCACCCGUAAGAUGAUGACAGAAUUCAUGCAUGACGUUACACAGGUAAGAUCUAUUCUAGGCUUUGGGACCAACCAUUUCUCAGGAUGA
Molecule: messenger RNA, 730 nt
Organism: Lytechinus variegatus (green sea urchin)
Lineage: Eukaryota; Metazoa; Echinodermata; Echinoidea; Temnopleuroida; Toxopneustidae
Product: dystrophin-like
Exons: 8
Coding region: 122-730 (202 amino acids)
Biological process (GO): synaptic signaling
Cellular component (GO): plasma membrane
Molecular function (GO): protein binding
Source: RefSeq, a predicted model, not a curated record